Molecule: messenger RNA, 4043 nt
Organism: Prunus persica (peach)
Lineage: Eukaryota; Viridiplantae; Streptophyta; Magnoliopsida; Rosales; Rosaceae
Product: exportin-7
Exons: 29
Coding region: 242-3400 (1052 amino acids)
Biological process (GO): protein export from nucleus
Cellular component (GO): cytoplasm; nuclear pore
Molecular function (GO): small GTPase binding; nuclear export signal receptor activity
Source: RefSeq, a predicted model, not a curated record
UCUAAAUUUAAGGGGCCCGUUUCUAUAGAAAAAGAAAGAAAAACUCACAUUUGUGCUCUCUCGCUUGCUCGCCAUUGUAGACUCCUUCACAAGGCACCAGGGUAAAGAAAAUCCAAUACCUACACCAAAAGAAUCCCAAUAUAUCUUUGUGCGGUCGAAAUUCCCAUUUUCAAUGCAACAUUAGGGCCACUGGGCGCUAGGGUUUCGAUCUCAGAUCCACUGCAAAAGGAUUUUUGAAGCGAUGGAAGGGUUACGGCAACUGGAGGCUUUGUGUGAGAGGCUGUACAAUUCGCAGGACUCUGUUGAACGAGCCCACGCUGAGAACACUCUCAAAUGCUUUUCUGUGAACAUCGAAUACAUUUCACAGUGCCAAUACAUUCUGGACAAUGCCGUGACUCCGUACGCGUUGAUGCUAGCUAGUUCUAGUUUGUUGAAGCAAGUCACUGACCAUAGCCUUGCUCUGCAGCUUCGUCUUGAUAUUCGGAGUUACCUUAUUAACUAUUUGGCCACUAGAGGACCUGAGUUGCAGCCAUUUGUGACUGCAUCCUUAAUCCAACUCUUAUGUCGACUCACCAAGUUUGGGUGGUUUGAUGAUGAUCGAUUCCGGGAAGUGGUGAAAGAGUCAAUGAACUUCUUGAACCAGGCAACAUCUGAUCACUAUGCCAUUGGUUUGAAGAUAUUGAGCCAACUUGUGUCUGAGAUGAAUCAGCCUAAUCCAGGGUUGCCCUCAACUCAUCAUCGGAGGGUUGCCUGCUCCUUCAGGGAUCAGUCUCUGUUUCAAAUAUUCCAAAUAUCCUUAACUUCAUUGCGUCAACUGGAAACUAAUGUUGCAAGUCGAUUGCAAGAGUUGGCUCUUUCUCUUUCACUUAAAUGUUUAUCUUUUGAUUUUGUUGGGACAUCAAUUGAUGAAAGUUCUGAAGAAUUUGGUACUGUUCAGAUUCCAUCUGCUUGGAGGUCAGUUUUGGAGGAUCCAUCAACACUUCAAGUAUUCUUUGAUUACUAUGCCAUUACAAAGGCCCCCCUUUCAAAGGAGGCAUUGGAGUGCUUGGUGCGACUAGCUUCUGUUAGACGUUCUUUGUUCACAAAUGAUGCCGCCCGUUCUAAGUUUUUGGCCCAUUUAAUGACAGGAACCAAAGAAAUCCUACAAACUGGGCAAGGUCUUGCUGAUCAUGAUAAUUACCAUGAAUAUUGUCGUCUUCUGGGACGUUUCCGAGUGAAUUAUCAGUUGUCAGAGCUUGUGAAUGUGGAAGGCUAUAGUGACUGGAUUCGUUUAGUAGCAGAGUUCACAUUAAAGUCUUUGCAAUCCUGGAAGUGGGCUAGCAGCAGUGUAUACUACCUUUUAGGACUAUGGUCUAGAUUGGUGACAUCUGUACCAUACUUGAAAGGCGAUGCACCCAGCUUGCUUGAUGAAUUUGUGCCAAAAAUUACUGAAGGUUUCAUCACAUCAAGAUUUAAUUCCGUUCAGGAUGGAUCGCCAGAUGAUCUUUCUGAGAACCCAUUAGACAAUGUUGAACUUCUUCAGGAUCAGCUGGAUUGUUUUCCUUACCUCUGUAGAUUCCAGUAUGAAAGCAGUAGUUUGUAUAUAAUAAACAUAGUGGAGCCUAUUCUGCAAAUAUAUACGGAAAGAGCUCGAGUGCAGACCAGUGAUAACAGUGACCUCUCUGUUAUUGAAGCCAAACUUGCUUGGAUUGUUCAUAUUGUUGCUGCAAUUCUUAAGAUAAAACAAUGUACUGGAUGCAGUGCUGAGUCACAAGAAGUACUUGAUGCGGAACUUUCGGCUCGUAUCUUGCAAUUAAUAAAUGUCACUGACAGUGGGGUACACAGCCAGAGAUAUGGUGAAAUAAGCAAGCAAAGACUUGAUCGUGCAAUCCUUACCUUCUUUCAACAUUUUCGGAAGUCUUAUGUGGGUGAUCAGGCCAUGCAUUCUUCGAAGCAGUUAUAUGCCCGCCUUUCUGAGCUUCUUGGACUUCAUGAUCAUCUUUUAAUGUUAAAUGCGAUUGUUGGCAAGAUUGCUACAAACCUGAAAUGUUAUACUGAGAGUGAGGAGGUCAUUGGUCACACCCUGAGUUUAUUUUUGGAGCUGGCAUCUGGAUACAUGACUGGAAAGCUACUUUUGAAGUUGGAUACUGUCAAAUUUAUAGUUGCCAAUCACACUAGGGAGCACUUCCCAUUUCUAGAAGAGUAUAGAUGUUCUCGCAGCAGAACAACUUUCUAUUACACAAUUGGUUGGCUAAUAUUCAUGGAAGACAGCCCUGUGAAAUUUAAAUCUUCCAUGGAUCCACUUCUGCAAGUUUUCAUCAAUCUGGAAUCAACUCCUGAUUCAAUGUUUCGUACUGAUGCUGUAAAGUAUGCGUUAAUUGGGCUGAUGAGAGACCUUAGGGGAAUUGCCAUGGCCACAAAUAGUCGCAGAACUUAUGGGCUUCUGUUUGAUUGGUUGUACCCCGCACACAUGCCGCUUCUUUUGAAAGGCAUUUUGCACUGGUCUGAUACACCAGAGGUGACCACCCCUUUACUGAAAUUCAUGGCUGAGUUUGUACUGAACAAAGCCCAACGUUUGACUUUUGACUCAUCUUCUCCUAAUGGCAUACUUCUUUUCCGAGAAGUCAGUAAAUUGAUUGUUGCUUAUGGGUCAAGGAUUUUGUCUCUCCCAAAUGUUGCUGAUAUAUAUGCCUUCAAAUACAAAGGAAUAUGGAUUUCUUUAACUAUUCUCACGAGAGCUCUUGCUGGAAAUUAUGUCAACUUUGGGGUGUUUGAGCUAUAUGGUGAUAGAGCUCUUUCUGAUGCACUUGAUAUCGCACUGAAGAUGACAUUAUCAAUUCCUUUGGCUGAUAUAUUGGCAUUCCGUAAGCUGACAAGGGCCUACUUUGCAUUCUUGGAGGUUUUAUUCAACAGCCAUAUAGUUUAUAUACUGAAUCUGGAUACCACUACUUUUAUGCAUAUAGUUGGAUCCCUUGAAUCUGGGCUUAAAGGUCUAGAUACAAGUAUUUCAUCACAGUGUGCAUCUGCUGUUGAUAAUUUGGCUGCUUUCUACUUCAACAACAUCACCAUGGGUGAGGCGCCCACAUUACCUACUGCGGUCAAUCUUGCUCGUCACAUUUCAGACUGCCCCAAUUUGUUUCCAGAAAUACUGAAGACGCUAUUUGAGAUUGUUUUAUUCGAGGACUGUGGCAACCAGUGGAGUCUCAGCAGACCAAUGCUCAGCUUGAUACUUAUUAGUGAGCAGAUGUUCUCUGAUUUGAAAGUUCGGAUCUUGGCUUCACAGCCAGCGGAUCAACAUCAGCGGCUUUCACAGUGUUUUGACAAGCUUAUGGCAGAUGUUACCAGAAGCUUGGAUUCAAAGAACAGGGACAAGUUUACCCAAAACCUGACAGUAUUCAGGCAUGAGUUUCGUGUGAAGUAACUCUAGUAUUCCAGAACAUGAAUUGUACGUGCUGAAGAUGUUAGAAGAAUAUUUUGCUGCAUACUUCUAGUCGUAAACGUGGAGUCUCUGGUAUUGGGAGAAGGGCUUUCUCUAGUUAGAAAUAGAAUCUCUGGUAGUGAGAGAAAGGGAAGCACAUUUUUUGAAGUUCAUGGGUUGGUGGAACUGGAAGGGGCAUUACAAAUUUUCUUGUGGUGGCCGUAUGGGUAUCACUAUAAGGUUUGCCGUACUGGUGGUUUGUAGAAGAUAGUGGUGGGUUUGACAUGUAGUUUAAAAUGGCCAGUUCUAAUAUUAGUAAAUCAAUUCUUUUGAAAAAGAAAAAAGCCAAAAAAAAAAAAAAUGGUGUACAUCUCCUCAAGUUUAUGUUUAGGGAUGGAUCAGUUGUAAGCCUGUACAUUAACCUUUACAUAUUCUUUGUAUUUGUUGAUAAUAGGAAAGAAAGGAAAAAGAUUUAAAUGUUUGUUCUAGUCUCUUGGGCUUCUCUUUUCUUGGCUCUUUUUGGUUUCACCUGGAAUUCCUACCUAGAAUUAGAAGGGGGGUUUUGCAGGCCAGACAUCAAGCACAUUUGACAAUUUUGUCUGCACCAAGAGUUGAUUCUAAUAUCAUCUAAAACUUUUAAAUGUUC